Dendroctonus ponderosae (mountain pine beetle) is the source of this 1603-nucleotide messenger RNA. It is a transcript of the gene eIF3m, whose product is annotated as eukaryotic translation initiation factor 3 subunit M. The transcript is spliced from 6 exons. The coding region runs from base 329 to 1495 and encodes 388 amino acids. Gene Ontology annotation, biological process: cytoplasmic translational initiation. Gene Ontology annotation, cellular component: eukaryotic translation initiation factor 3 complex; cytoplasm. NCBI's taxonomy places the organism in Eukaryota, Metazoa, Arthropoda, Insecta, Coleoptera, Curculionidae. The record is from RefSeq and is a predicted model, not a curated record. Gene Ontology annotation, molecular function: translation initiation factor activity.
UUUCAAUUUUUCUGCCGUCUAAUUGAAAGAAAAUUGUGAGAUAGUAUUGGAGGCUCCAUAAAGUCAGUGAGACUUAUUUCGAAAAUUUGUUGAAAUUAGUAAUAUUAAUGUAAAUUUUGAAGCAGUGUUGCUUAACUGCUCAAAACAUUUUUUGUUAAUGGAAAUGUAUGUGCCAAGACAAGGACGAAAAUCCUACCACGGGGUUUUUCUGUUGCCGUAUAGAAGACAAUGACAGAUCGAAAGUCACAGCUUUUUACUCAAAAAUAGUUGAUUUGAUAAAAGUAUUAUUUCUGGGCGAAACUGUGUUCUUAAAACCAAAAAAUUCAAUAUGCAAGUGCCCCCAGUAUUUAUCGAUAUUCCUCUAGAGGACCAGACGCAAGAGUUGCGCGGCUACCUGAAAAGUCUGGGAGCAGAAAUAUCGGAAGAAAGAUCACCCAAAGGCAUUGAAGAUGAUCUGCACAAGAUUAUUGGCGUGUGUGAUGCAUGCUUUAAAGAGGGCAAUGAGCCCCAAGUGGAGCUUGUUUUAAAUGACAUUGUCUCCAUAAUGGUUUUGGUUUCUCCAGAAAGGGCGGAAAAUAUAAUUUUGGCUUUCUGUGAAAAACUCACGAAAGCCCAAGGCCAGAAACUGGGAGAGGUCUGCCUAAGAGCGCUCUGGCUCUUAUAUCAGUCUCUUGAUGAAAGAUCAGCCAUGAGAUAUCCGGUCUAUUACCAUUUAUUGCAGAUUGCAAGGCAAACUGACCAAAUCAAGUCAAUAUUUCAAGAUAUUGAAAAACUGAAACAGCAGUUCAAGCUUUGCCCAUUGUCUAAUGAAGAGCUGCAGAAGCUGUACAGGCUGUUGCACCAAGUUUUAGUGAAAAGCAAUCAAAGUGAACAAGCUGCUAAAGUAAUGAUUGAGCUACUCGGAACAUACACCGAUAAAACGGCAUCGCAUGCAAGAGAAGAUGCUAUCCGAUGCAUCACCACGGCCAUCGCAGACCCAAACACAUUUCUCUUGGAGCCGCUGUUGGAUCUGAAACCGGUACAUAUCCUGAAAGGACAACUGAUUCAUGACUUGCUCAGCAUCUUUGUGAGCGAGAAUUUGGCGGCUUAUCUAAAGUUCUACCAAGAGCACAAGGAAUUCAUAACUAGUCAAGGCCUUAACCACGAGCAAAACAUGAGGAAAAUGAGACUGUUGAGCUUUAUGCAGCUGGCUGAGACUACACCAGAGAUGUCUUUCGACACCAUAGAGCGUGAGCUGCAAAUCAAGAAGGAGGAAGUUGAGGCCUUCAUAAUUCAAGUUUUGAAGACAAAGUUGGUGAGUGCUCGAAUGGACCAAUCGGCCAAGAAAGUGUUCGUUUCCAGCACCAUGCACAGGACCUUUGUAAGGUCGCAAUGGCAACAUUUAAGAGAUGUGCUUCAGUCCUGGAAAAACAACCUGGCCGUUGUUCAGGAAGGAAUGAAGUCUGUAACUGCCGCCCAAGCCGAGCUAAUGAAUCAACCAAUGCAAGCUGUUUAGAAGUCCAAUCAAUAAUAAUAUCCAAAAGAAACGUUUGAAAUAGCCGAAGGAUUUCAAAUACAUUUAUAUUUUUAGUUCAGUAUUAAACUAAAAAUAUUGAAUUGAAAA